Molecule: messenger RNA, 2012 nt
Organism: Fundulus heteroclitus (mummichog)
Lineage: Eukaryota; Metazoa; Chordata; Actinopteri; Cyprinodontiformes; Fundulidae
Product: tripartite motif-containing protein 16-like
Exons: 2
Coding region: 183-1799 (538 amino acids)
Molecular function (GO): protein binding
Source: RefSeq, a predicted model, not a curated record
CCUCUGCUCCUUAUCCUGCAGGCUGUAAAACCUGAUAACCCUCCCUGUUCUUCCUGCUCUCAGACACACCUUGAAGCUGGUGGAGCAACAUCUGCUGGAGGUGAAAGCUGAUUGGCUGCAGCCUCUCUGCUCUGACACGUGAUUCGUAGAUCAGAGCUCAGAGCUGUUGCUGUUUUCAGGAAAUGAAACUCACACAGUCACUGAGACCGAGAGGAGAAAUGGAGCAGAACCAGCUGGACCGAGAAACCUUGUCCUGUUCGAUCUGUCUGGAUCUACUGAAGGAUCCGGUGACUAUUCCCUGUGGACACAGCUACUGUAUGAAGUGUAUUAAAAACUUCUGGGAUGAAGAGGAUCAGAAAGGAAUCCACAGCUGCCCUCAGUGCAGGAAAACCUUUCUACCGAGGCCUGAGCUGAAUAAAAGCACCAUGUUAGCAGCUUUAGUGGAGCAGCUGAAGAAGACUGGACUCCAAGCUGCUCCUGCUGAUCUCUGCUAUGCUGGACCUGAAGAUGUGGCCUGUGAUUCCUGCUCUGGAAGAAAACUGAAAGCCAUCAAGUCCUGUUUAGUCUGUCUGGCCUCUUUCUGUGAGAAACACCUUCAGCCUCAUUAUGAUUCAGCUGCAUUUAAGAAACACAAGCUGGUGGAGCCCUCCAAGAACCUCCAGGAGAACAUCUGCUCUCGCCACGACACAGUGUCAGCUGCAGCAGAAAGGACUGAGAGGCAGAGAGAGCUGGAGGUGAGACGAGAAAACAUCCAGCAGAGAAUCCAGGACAGAGAGAAAGAUGUGAAGCUGCUUCAACAGGAGCUGGAGGCCAUCAAGCACUCUGCUGAUAAAACAGUGGAGGACAGUGAGAAGAUCUUCACUCAGCUGAUCCGUCUCAUCCAGAAAAGAAGCUCUGAUGUGAAGCAGCAGAUCAGAUCCCAGCAGGAAACUGAAGGGAGUCGAGUCAAAGAGCUUCAGGAGAAGCUGGAGCAGGAGAUCACUGAGCUGAAGAGGAAAGACGCUGAGCUGAAGCAGCUCUCAGACACAGAGGAUCACAACCAGUUUCUCCACAACUACCCCUCACUGUCAGCACUCAGUGAGUCUACACACUCAUCCAGCAUCAAGAUCCGUCCUCUGAGCUACUUUGAGGAUGUGACAGCAGCUGUGUCAGAGCUCAGAGAUCAACUACAGGACAUCCUGAGAGACGCAUGGACAAACAUCUCACUGAGACUCACUGAGGUGGAUGUUUUACUGUCAGAACCAGAACCAAAGAGCAGAGCUGGAUUCUUGAGAUAUUCAUGUGAAAUCACACUGGAUCCAAACACAGCAAACAGUCGUCUGUUACUAUCAGAGGGGAACAGGAAGGUGACAAGGAUGGAUCAACCUCAGUCUGAUUCUAGUCAUCCAGACAGAUUCACUUAUUGGCCUCAGGUUCUGAGUAGAGAGAGUCUGACUGGACGUUGUUACUGGGAGGUGGAGUGGAGAGAGAGAGUUUAUGUAGCAGUCGCAUACAAGAAUAUCAGCAGAGCAGGAAGUGGGAAUGAAUGUUUAUUUGGAGCUAAUGACAAAUCUUGGGCAUUAGAUUGUUACCAAGGAGGUUAUCAAUUUGGUCACAACAGCAUCUGGACCUCCAUCUCAGGUCCUGGUUCCUCCAGAGUAGGAGUGUACCUGGAUCACAGAGCAGGUAUUCUGUCCUUCUACAGCGUCUCUGAAACCAUGACUCUCCUCCACAGAGUCCAGACCACCUUCACUCAGCCGCUACAUGCUGGAGUUUAUGUUUAUGUUGGAGGUUCUGCUGAGUUCUGUAAACCCAAAUAGACAGAAUCCACUGAAGGUUCAGUGAGUUUGAUUCUGGUUUUUAAAUCUCCAGCAGAUUAUUUUCUUGAUCGUUGUUGUUUUAUGUCUAAACUGCACAGAAAUUAAUAGUCAGAGAUUGUCAGCACUUGUUUUUCUUCAGAAUUGAUGUUCUGGUUCUGUUGGGUUUGUUCAUUUCUCAACAUUGUUUUCUAAACCAGCUGAUCCGCACCAGAA